This is a messenger RNA of Naegleria gruberi, 786 nucleotides long. RefSeq lists its product as uncharacterized. Lineage: Eukaryota; Heterolobosea; Eutetramitea; Acrasida; Naegleriidae. The record is from RefSeq and is a predicted model, not a curated record. The transcript has a single exon. Bases 1 to 786 code for a protein of 261 amino acids.
AUGAUAAAAUUUCUUUCUUCGUUUUUUCAAAGUCAAACAAGCACGACAAUUAAUUCAACUGAAAUCGAUCAAGUUUAUAAAAAUCCCGAUUCGAAUAUUCUUGAAAAGGUACCUGCGGAAAUUAUUGUAAAAAUUAUGAGUUAUCUACUCGUAAAUGAUGUGAAUUAUUUUGGUCAAUCGUGUCGAGUUUAUUUUACUUUAUUAUUUGGACAAGAUUUAUCGAGAUUGAAAUCAAUUCAACAAAUUAAAAAGAGUUUCGUCUGGAGAAAUAUGGAAGAAAUAUUAAAAUGCAAUGAAUUGAAGAAGGAAUAUGAAAAAGAUGAGCUGGCAGUAAUGAUUCAAACCCAAAUAUGGAAACCUUUAGUUUCGUAUUAUUUUCCUCAAUUUGUUUCAACAUUGAACAUCAAAAAUUGGAUGCAUGUACUAAGGAGAAGGAUAACUCAUUUAAUAGUUCAUCAUUCAUCGAGUCUUCCUGUCAAAAAACACUUUCCAUCUGAACCAUUUAAGGAAAUCAAAACUUUGGAUGAUUUUAUGACCUAUCCACGAGAUACAGUAUUGCCAUUAGUUUCUUUCAUUGAAAACUGUUCAGACUGGGAAUACGAAUGUCCCUUAAAGAAUGCCAAAAUGUCAUUUGUCUCUCAACAAGUCAAUUUCUGUCAUGUCUGUAAAGAAAAUGUUUAUGAAGUGAGAAGUGAGGAUCAAUUUAUCGAACACGUUGAGAAGGGUCAUUGUGUGGCUUAUGGAAUGACUGGUGUUUCUAUUAAGGGAAAGAGAAAAUUCAAGUAA